CAAAACGGAUUUAUGACCCCAUCACCUACUUAUUAAAGCGGCCAGAUAACCCAAGAUGGAUGACAUUGAUGCCAUGUUCAGCGAUAUGCUGCAGGAGAUGGAUCUCCUAACGCAGAGUUUGGAUGCAGAAGUAGAUUCUGCACCUUUGGCUAAACCUCCCACCAUUCCUGAACCUCAGGAAAUGAACUUUUCCAUCGGUUUCGCAAAUUUUAAUGAAUCCCUGAACGAUCUGGAAGACAAUGACUUAGACGCCUUGAUGGCUGACCUUGUGGCAGAUAUAAGUGCCACGGAGGAAAAGUUUGCCACAGAAAGAGACACAUCAAAGGGGUCAGUUUCAGUUGCCCCAGCGCCCUCAAAGCCUCAGAGUAACUUUAGCCUCCCAGCAUCAUUCGACAGCUCUAAACCAGCAACUUCCUCCAACUCCAUCGCAGCUCCACCUCCACCACCCGCAUUUAAACCUUCAAAAGAGGAAGAAGAGGAACAGCUCAAAGCAGAUAAAAUCAAGCUCGCUUUGGAGAAACUAAAGGAGGCCAAAGUUAAAAAGCUGGUGGUGAAAGUGGAGAUUACGGAUGGCAGCUCGAAGACUCUGAUGGUGGAUGAGAGACAAACAGUUCGAGACGUGAUGGACAACCUCUUUGAGAAGACACACUGCGACUGCAAUGUGGACUGGAGUGUGUGUGAGACCAACCCUGACUUACAGACUGAGCGGGCCUUUGAGGACCACGAGAAUCUAGUGGAGCCUCUGUCUACAUGGACGAGGGACACUGAAAACAAAGUGCUUUUCCAGGAGAAAAAACACAAGUACGAAGUGUUCAAAAACCCUCAGAUCUUUUAUUUGUGGAAAAAGGAUAAGAAAUCUCUAAAGGACAUGAAAGAAAAAGACAAAGAACAACUUCUGGAGGAGAACUUCUGUGGAGCCUCAGUUAUUGUGCCUGACCUGGAGGGCGUUCUGUAUCUGAAGGAGGAUGGAAAAAAAUCCUGGAAACAGCGCUACUUUCUGCUCCGGGCCUCGGGGUUGUAUUAUUCACCUAAAGGCAAGACAAAGGCUUCAAGGGAUCUGGUGUGCUUGGUGCAGUUUGACAAUGUGAACGUCUACUACUGCAAAGAAUAUAGAAUCAAAUACAAAGCACCAACAGACCACUGCUUCAUGCUCAAGCAUCCUCAGAUUCAAAAAGAAUCACAGUACAUCAAGUUUAUGUGCUGUGAUGACGAAUGGUCCAUGAAUCUGUGGGUUACCGGGAUACGUGUUGCCAAGUAUGGAAAGCAGUUAUAUGACAACUACAAGGCUGCUGUGAGGAAAGCAUCAGGCUCUGCAUCCUGGGCUAACCGCACUAUCCAGGCCUCCUCCACUGCAUCAACACCCUCCCCUACACCUAAAGCCAAAGCUGCAAACGGACAUGCUCCUCAGCCUCCAGUGGAAAACAAGGUUCCAUCCAACCAGUCAUCAUUACCACCACCUCCACCUUCAAUGGAUUUCCUGCCUCCUCCACCACCCGACCCCAUGUUUCCUCCUCCUCCGCCCGCACCACCAGCACCACCAGCGCCUCCUGUUCCAGUCAGCUCAACCAAAGUCAACAAGUUUCCUCCUCCACCUAAAUUCCCACAAUCCUCCUUCCCUCCACCAAUGGAUGAUCUUCCUCCUCCACCACCUCCUCCAGAAAUUGCCGAUCUGCCCCCUGACUUUCUGCCUCCUCCACCACCUAGUUUUGGGUCUCAUGGUGGAGAAUCACUCCCACCACCACCUCCAGACCCCGUCGCCUCCCUUCCACCACCUCCUCCUGCUUUUACAUCUGCAGGCGGAGCACCUCCGCCACCUCCACCCCCGCCUCCACCACCAGCUCCAGCACCAGCCGCCAACAAUCCAGCCGGCAGUGUCAGAAAAGUGGCUCCACCUCCACCUAAGAGGACUACUCCUCAACUAACAGCGCCCUCAGGUGGCGACUUCAUGUCAGAACUCAUGAAUGCCAUGCAGAAAAAGCGCACUCAACCAUGAACCUGAGGGUUAUGGAAUGGACCAUUGUUUUGGAGUGACAUUAGAACACACCGCUUUAAUUAUGUUGUUUAAAAUGUCUGCAUUACACCACCAAAAACAUGUACAUGUAAAUACUCAUGCAACUAAUCAUAUUAAGGGAUGUUAUACAAUUUCCGGCCACUUUAUUAGGUACGUCUAUCCAACUGCUUGUUAACGCAAAUUUCUAAUAAGCCAAUCACAUGGCAGCAACUCAAUGCAUUUAGGCAUGUAGACAUGAUCAAGACGAUCUGCUGCAGUUCAAACCGAGCAUCAGAAUGGGGAAGAAAGGGGAUUUAAGUGGCUUUGAACGUGGCAUGGUUAUUGGUGCCAGAAGGGCUGGUCUGAGUAUUUCAGAAACUACUGGUUUCUUGGAUAUGACAAUGAGUUCACUGUACUCAAAUGACCUCCACAGUCACCAGAUCUCAAUCCAAAAGAGCACCUUUGGAAUGUGGUGGAACGGGAGAUUGGCAUCAGGGAUGUGCAGCCAUGCAGUCAAACAUAAUGCACUCAAAUGAAGUGAGUGACGUCACUGUGAGGGGUAGGGUUAUGGGUGGGGUUAGGUGAGCUCAUUAAAAAGCAUCGGAUGCAGCUCAGAUUGCACUGCACCAGGUCUGCAUCCAAACCCCUCUCCAAUAUGGACCAAAAUCUCUGAGGAUUAUUUCCAGUACCUUGUUGGAUCUAUGCCACAAAGGAUGAUGGCAGUUCUGAAGGCAAAAAGGGGUCCAACCAGGUACUAGUAAGGUGUACCUAAUAUAGUGGCCGGUAAGUGUUUAAUGAGAUAAAAUAGAUUUUGUGAUUUGGCUUAGUGACUGGUAUUAAAUAUCUCAGUUUCAGAGCUAAAAGAACUAAGUCCUUUAUGCACAACUACAGUAGUUAAAAAAACUGUUUCAAAAUGGCUUACUGUCAAUUAAUCAAACAUCCGAUUUUAGAUGCAAUUUUCUCAAUCUGACCAUGACUGGAUAAUAUUAAAGAGAGAUGUAAAUGAGGUGUAAUAUAUUUAUAUUGUACCAAAAUAAAUGUAUUACUAUUAAAAUCAAGGUUGCUUUUUCGGUGA
This is a messenger RNA of Danio rerio (zebrafish), 3065 nucleotides long. It is a transcript of the gene apbb1ip, whose product is annotated as amyloid beta precursor protein binding family B member 1 interacting protein. NCBI's taxonomy places the organism in Eukaryota, Metazoa, Chordata, Actinopteri, Cypriniformes, Danionidae. The record is from RefSeq and is marked validated.